GCUAGGACUUCAACACACUGUCAUGCUAGCGGCGACUGACAUAUAAAAAGCCAACUACGUGUCCGAUUUUAUUUUCAACAAUAAAAACAAGCAUUAAACAAAAUGCAUACGGUCUUAACGAGAGGAAACGCUACAGUGGCGUACUCGCUAAGUGUGCUUGCCUGCCUAACAUUCUGCUGCUUUCUCUCAACCGUUUUUCUGGACUACCGAACCGAUGCAAACAUUAGCACCGUUAGGGUGCUGGUCAAGAAUGUGCCUGACUAUGGAGCAUCGCGGGAGAAGCACGAUCUCGGCUUUGUUACUUUUGAUCUUGAAACGAAUCUGACCAGCAUAUUCAACUGGAAUGUGAAGCAGCUGUUCCUAUAUUUAACCGCUGAAUAUCAGUCGCCAACGAAUCAACUGAACCAAGUUGUGCUCUGGGAUAAGAUCAUACUGCGUGGCCAAAACGCUGUACUGGACUUCAAGAACAUGAACACCAAGUACUACUUCUGGGAUGAUGGCAAUGGCCUGAAGGACAACCGCAACGUGUCGCUCUAUUUGUCCUGGAACAUUAUUCCCAAUGCCGGCUUACUGCCUUCCGUACAAGCAACGGGCAGACAUUUGUUCAAAUUCCCAGCGGAGUACGCUUCAAAUAUUUAAGUUUAAGUUGUAAUUUUAUUUGCUUGUAAAACCAAAAUAAAAUUCUUGUAAUUUCUUUA
Messenger RNA from Drosophila busckii, 698 nucleotides. It is a transcript of the gene Spase22-23, whose product is annotated as signal peptidase complex subunit 3. The transcript has a single exon. The record is from RefSeq and is a predicted model, not a curated record. NCBI's taxonomy places the organism in Eukaryota, Metazoa, Arthropoda, Insecta, Diptera, Drosophilidae. Gene Ontology annotation, cellular component: membrane; signal peptidase complex. Bases 103 to 639 code for a protein of 178 amino acids. Gene Ontology annotation, biological process: protein targeting to ER.